AAGAAGCCUUCUGGGCCAUCAUCUCGUUCAUGCUCGGCGUUGUCGUCACACAGCCUCUCUACACGAGCACCUCGGACGUCUAGGCCGCAAAAUCCCGUUCUAUGCCUCGUUCCUCCUCUUCAUCGCUAGCUCCGUCGUCUUCUCGGCCGCCCAGAGGACCCAGGAUGCUCUUCACGACUGGCGCCACGGCUUUUGUGCUGCCCGUAUGCUGGGCGGGGGCCAUGUAUCCCUGGAGCGAUUGGAGGAUUCUGCUUCCUUUGCUCAUCAGAGUCGUCGUCUUCAGCUGCUUGACGACCGUCAAGGUCUCCACUCAGGUCAUUGUGGGAAUCGGUAUCGGUUCGUUAUAUUGCGUCCUCGUGCUCCCUAUCCAGGCUAGCGCACCAAUCGUAGACGACACGGGCCUUGUCGUCGGCCUAUUGGUGUCGUAUCGGCUCUUUGGCACCUUGAUCAGCCUUGCGGUCGGGUCUACCGUCUUCAGCAGCAGCAUCUGGGAAGAGUCUAUCGCAGACCUGGGCCCAUUGCCCAAUGCCAUGGAGGGUUUCAAGAGCGGAAAACGGCCAUCGAGUUGAUUCCAUAUCUUCGGCCGCUGGAGCUGCCAUCCGAUAUCGUUGCACUGCUCGUUGACGUGUACACCAAGUCGUUGCGGUCCAUCUGGUACGUUCUUGGUGGGUUCUCGGUUUUUGGGCUAGCCAAGUCGCUCUUCACAACGGAAAUUACGCUAUACAAGGCUGACAUGGGCAGACAUGGGCAGACAAAGGCUCGAGGAAUCGUCGUAGCAAGCUUGAUAGCGUAGCGUUCUGCUGCACUCCGGGUUGGGGAUUACAGAACUAAUCAGCCUUAGGA
This is a messenger RNA of Parathielavia appendiculata, 843 nucleotides long. RefSeq lists its product as uncharacterized. The record is from RefSeq and is a predicted model, not a curated record. The coding region runs from base 102 to 569 and encodes 155 amino acids. The transcript has a single exon. NCBI's taxonomy places the organism in Eukaryota, Fungi, Ascomycota, Sordariomycetes, Sordariales, Chaetomiaceae.